Molecule: messenger RNA, 390 nt
Organism: Parnassius apollo (apollo)
Lineage: Eukaryota; Metazoa; Arthropoda; Insecta; Lepidoptera; Papilionidae
Source: the annotation of a GenBank genome assembly
AUGGCUCCAUUAGAUAAAGAUAUACCACGACUUCCUUGCGACGUUAGUAAUAUAAAAAAUCUUGACACAUACAUAGAAGUUAUCAAUCAGUUGACCACAUGUAUCUCUAACGCGGUAAACGAGGGAAAAAGCGUCACAGCUGUUAACAAGUGCCUUAUAAAUCUGGCAGCUGAAGAAAUCCGAAGAGCCUCAAACAGCCUUUCCACUGUACUAUCAGCGAAAGCUUCACAUGCCGAGGAACAGUCUUUGAAAAAUGAUAUUUUAACCAUCGUUAGAGAGGAAAUCAAAAAGCUUAAAGAAGUGCUAACUCCCACUUCCAAUGCGCCUGGCCCUACAUACGCGGAAGUGGCAUCUAUUGCCCCAAAAAAACCAGAACCUAACCUAACCUAA